Lottia gigantea (owl limpet) is the source of this 1446-nucleotide messenger RNA. RefSeq lists its product as hypothetical. Lineage: Eukaryota; Metazoa; Mollusca; Gastropoda; Lottiidae. The transcript is spliced from 2 exons. The record is from RefSeq and is a predicted model, not a curated record. The coding region runs from base 1 to 1446 and encodes 481 amino acids.
AUGGCAACAAAUAUUAUCAAAAUUAAAUUUACAGGUUGUUCGACGUAUCCUAAUAUAACAGACGCAAAUUUUGAUAAGGAUUGCAAUGGAAAUAUAGUCAUUACAUGUAAUGAAGGUUUCAAGAUGGUACAAGGGCUGGAAUGUGUUGAGGAAGAAUGGAGAUAUCAAAACCCAAUAUGUAAACGCACAGGAGAUGAAAUAUGCUGUCCAAUAUAUCCAUGUAAAAGUUUGUUUAAAAUCAAGUCCUCAUUUUCUUCUCACUUAACAAGAAAACAUCACAAUUGGACUAAAGAUAGCUUCAAUCAACAAUUUGUUAAUGACAAUAUUACAUGCGAUUCAGCAGAGACAGAAUAUUCUGCAAUUGACAAAGAAUUCACAGAUCAGUUUGACGACACUGAACAUGAGGGAACUGGGGACAAUAUAGAUAUCGAAACUAACGAAACCAUAACAGACAAUAAUGAAGAUUGUAGCAUAGAUGACUAUGAAAGUAAUUUAAUGACCAGCUUUGCUCUAUUUUACUUAAAAUUGCAGGCUAAGCAAUUGGUCCCUCAGUCCACAAUUCAGUUCAUAGUCGAAGAAAUUGGCAAUCUGUAUUCCUUAGGUUGGGAAAAUAUGAAGAAAAUGUUAAAAAGGAAACUAGUAGAACAAGGACUUUCAAAUGAGGUAGCAGAACAGUUGCUUGUGGAAAUUCAAAAUCAUAAUCUGUUUUUGCAUGCAACCGACAUAGAUGAGGGCCCGUUUCGUUCAACUUACAGAAGGAAUAUUUAUUACAAAUCAAAAUUUAGACAUGUUCCUCCAGUAAAGUGUAAAAUUGGUCAAAAUAUUAAAGGUCCUGUUUAUAGUUACUAUGUGCAUUUAGAAAAACUCAUUGCCUCUCUCUUUCAAGACAGAUCAGUUUUAGAUCAGUAUAAUAAUCCAAUUAUUAAUUUUAAUCGGAAUGAAUUGCAUGAUAUUCGUGAUGGCACUCAUUUUAAAAGCAAUCCCUUUUUUCAAGAUAAUUCUCGUAUUCAAAUUAUGCUCUAUCAAGAUGCCUUUGAAAUAGUGAAUCCAAUAGGUGCAGCAAAAACAAAACAUAAGAUGAUUGGUAUUCAUUUUACAUUAGGCAACUUUUAUCCAUGGAACAGAUCCAAAAUUGAUACAAUCCAGCUUGUUGCACUAUGUCGGGACAAGGAUUUAUCUGAAUUCGGUGCUGAAGUGGUGUUUAAAAAUUUCAUUACUGAUUGCAAACGGUUUGAAAAUGAAGGGUUUUUUGAUGUAAAUGGAAUAACAGGGCCUUUAUUUGGUACAGUAAUAUCUUGUUUAGGGGAUAAUUUAGGUUCACAUUACUUAGGUGGAUUUGUGGAAAACUUUUCAGGUGAAUAUUGGUGCCGAUUUUGCCUUCAUGCAAAGAGUGAUAAAGAUAUAUUACCUAAAGAACCUAGAACAAAAAUUACAAGGACUGUCUGA